UACUAGGGUUUGCGGACCUCAUUGCGGCGGCGAGGAGGUGCACGAUCCGGAUCGAUCGGGCGCGGCGGCUAACGGGAAGGAGAGGAAGAUGGUGAAGUUUCUGAAGCCGAACAAGGCGGUGAUCGUCCUGCAAGGGCGAUUCGCGGGGCGGAAGGCGGUGAUCGUGCGAGCCUUCGACGACGGCACCCGGGAGCGGCCCUACGGGCACUGCCUGGUGGCCGGCAUCGCCAAGUACCCGAAGAAGGUGAUCCGCAAGGACUCCGCAAAGAAGACGGCCAAGAAGUCGCGCGUGAAGGCGUUUCUGAAGCUGGUGAACUAUAGCCACAUCAUGCCCACCCGCUACACACUCGACGUCGAUCUCAAGGACGUCGUCACCCUCGAUGCGCUCCAGUCCCGCGACAAGAAGGUCACCGCAUCCAAGGAGACGAAGGCUCGCCUUGAGGAGCGCUUUAAGACCGGAAAGAACCGAUGGUUCUUCACCAAGCUCAGGUUCUAAAGCAAAGUAGCGAUCUUUAGUUUCAUUUCUGACGCUGCUAUUUUCAUCUACAUGAGAUGGCAUCAUUUAAUUCAUGGAUGGCAUGUUAUUUGUCUGUGUGGUUUCACCUGUUUUUAGGACAUGUCACGGUAAUUUCCUGGAUACUAAAUGUUUUCAGUCUGAGUUCAUGCUGUGUUAGGAUAAUUUUGAUAAAUUGGAUAUUUAGGUGAGUGGCAGUUUGAUUUGGUUUGCGUCA
This is a messenger RNA of Musa acuminata subsp. malaccensis (wild Malaysian banana), 731 nucleotides long. Its product is annotated as large ribosomal subunit protein eL27x. NCBI's taxonomy places the organism in Eukaryota, Viridiplantae, Streptophyta, Magnoliopsida, Zingiberales, Musaceae. Gene Ontology annotation, cellular component: cytosolic large ribosomal subunit; ribosome. The record is from RefSeq and is a predicted model, not a curated record. Gene Ontology annotation, molecular function: structural constituent of ribosome. Gene Ontology annotation, biological process: translation.